Nomascus leucogenys (northern white-cheeked gibbon) is the source of this 1747-nucleotide messenger RNA. It is a transcript of the gene SLC35A2, whose product is annotated as solute carrier family 35 member A2. Gene Ontology annotation, biological process: pyrimidine nucleotide-sugar transmembrane transport. Gene Ontology annotation, cellular component: Golgi membrane. Gene Ontology annotation, molecular function: UDP-galactose transmembrane transporter activity. NCBI's taxonomy places the organism in Eukaryota, Metazoa, Chordata, Mammalia, Primates, Hylobatidae. The record is from RefSeq and is a predicted model, not a curated record.
CUGUUGCCGAGGGGACGGGCCAGGCAGAUGCCAACAUGGCAGCGGUUGGGGUUGGUGGUUCUACCGCGGCGCCCGGGCCAGGGGCGGUUUCCGCGGGUGCGUUGGAGCCGGGGACCGCGAGUGCGGCUCACAGGCGCCUGAAGUACAUAUCCCUAGCUGUGCUGGUGGUCCAGAAUGCCUCCCUCAUCCUCAGCAUCCGCUACGCCCGCACGUUGCCAGGGGACCGCUUCUUUGCCACCACUGCUGUGGUCAUGGCGGAAGUGCUCAAAGGUCUCACCUGCCUGCUGCUGCUCUUCGCACAGAAGAGGGGUAACGUGAAGCACCUGGUUCUCUUCCUCCAUGAGGCCGUCCUGGUGCAGUAUGUGGACACACUCAAGCUCGCAGUGCCCUCUCUCAUCUACACCUUGCAGAAUAACCUCCAGUAUGUUGCCAUCUCUAACCUACCAGCUGCCACUUUCCAGCCUUCCCCGAGGUGCAGCCAAAGCCAUAGCCUCUGCCUCUGCCUCCGCCUCCGGGCCCUGCGUUCACCAGCAGCCUCCCGGGCAGCCACCGCCACCGCAGCUGUCUUCCCACCGUGGAGACCUCAUCACGGAGCCCUUUCUGCCAAAGUCAGUGCUGGUGAAGUGAGGGCUGGCAACAAUGGGGGGACACAAGGGAGGGGGACUGGGGUGGAGGGUGUUGGGCAUCUGCAGGACCCAAGUUGCCGCCCUCCGGGGCCUGGCUCCUCUGGGUUUGGGAGAUGGUCUUUUCUCCCAGGUCACUGAGACUUCUGGAGGGGUGUGGGACUAGAGCUCGCUGUCACGUGAACCCUUCCUGGUAGGCUGACCCCAUUCCCCUGGAGGGGGUUUUAGAGCUGCCACCUCUGCUCCCUCUAACCUCUUUGGAGGCAGGGUUGGGGGUACUGUCAUUCAAGGCCUUUUUUUUUGUCUGCCCCCUCCCCGACCCUGUGCCCUCUUCUGGAGGUGUCUCGUCUGGGAGAGUCCCUCCCAGCAGUCCCUCCACCUCCAUAAGGACACACUGGACAAAACUCCCACAGCUCUUCAGGAAUGACUGAUGCCUACCUGUGGGGUUCAUUUGCCCAUAGUUUGAGGCCUUCUCUCCUCCCUUACCACUGCUCUGGAUCAUGUUACCAGUUCCGUCUUUUGUGUGGCCUUGGGCCAGCUUCCUUGACACCUUGAAGAUGGGCUUCUUGUGAGUCCCCAGGGAGAAAGGGACAAGAGCUAAGAUUUUUGCAUCAGCCCUUCUGGCAGAAGGUGUGGUAGGGGCCAUUUGUUUUUUUUAGUUGACUUGGGAUUUGUGGUGUAAUCAUAUUAUUAUUGAUCCAGGGUGUGGGAAAAAUGGAGGUCCUUGAAGUGGCUGAAUCUCAUUGUAUUUAAAACACUGUCAGUUGCCAGAUGUAGGGUUAUUUUUGGAGACGUCUAGGAGAGGAAAAAUAAAGCUGCCAAUCAUACUCUUGAUAUCCGUCUGGCUGUGUGACGCACCCCUACCUCAUGGGGGUGUCUUGGGAUUGAUGAACUGUGGAACCUGCCUCCUGCGCUCCCCAAAGCUUAUUAACCCCUUAACUGUAUCGGGGCGGGGUGUGUGUGUGCAUGGAAGAUGCCUGGGCUGUCUUUGCUAUAUGUAAAUAGAGCCAUUGGAUCUUUAUUUUUGAUUAAUUUGUUCUGAUUUUUUGGUUUGUUUUUUAAGGAACUGUAAUGAACAAAUGUCAGGAUAUCCAAUGCCAAAUAAAGAUGUUGUAUUUAUUUAG